AUGGAACGCGGAGAGAGGCGAUCGAAUAAAGCGGCGGUGCAUGAGGACAAAUGGUGGUGGACUGCUGGUGGAGCAGCCAUUAUGGCUAGAAUGCUAGAACUUGUGUUAUCUCUCUCAAUUCUCAUGUCAAUGGUUUUCUCCUCAACAGCUCAAUCAUGUAAAAGCUAUGCUUUCUCUAGCAACAAAAUCUUCAGGGCAUGCAAUGAUCUUCCAGUCUUGAACUCAUAUCUUCAUUGGAACUAUGAUUCAUCAUCAAACAAGCUUCAAAUUGCAUAUAGACACACAGGAAUCACUUCCUCUAUGUGGGUUGCAUGGGCUAUCAAUCCUACCUCAACUGGCAUGGCUGGUUCACAAGCCCUUAUUGCGUACCGACGAACUGAUGGAACCAUGAGAGCUUACACAUCUCCUAUCAGUAGUUACCAAACCUCAUUGCAAGAAGGGAAACUUAGUUUUGAUGUUUCAGAUUUAUCAGCUACAUCAGCAAAGAACGAGAUAAUCAUUUUUGCUACUAUAGGACUUUCGAACAGUAGUACUAAUGUUAACCAGGUUUGGCAAGAUGGUCCACUUUCUGGUAAUACUCCUCAGAUUCAUACCACUAGUGGGUCUAAUGUCAAAUCCAUGGGGACUUUAAAUCUUCUUUCUGGAGAAUCUAGUUCUACCGGGGGGAUGACAAAAUUAGGAAGAGAAAUAAAAAUUCUUUCCUAUUUGAUAAAAUUUCAGAUUCAUGGGGUGCUAAAUGCAGUCAGUUGGGGUAUAUUGAUGCCGAUUGGUGCCUUGAUAGCAAGGUACUUGAAGGUAUUCAAAUCUGCAGACCCUGCAUGGUUUUACGUCCAUGUUAGCUGCCAAUCUAUGGCCUAUAUCGUUGGUGUUGCUGGAUGGGGCACUGGUCUAAAACUUGGCAGUGAAUCACCCAGUAUUCAAUACGAUGCUCAUAGAACAAUCGGCAUCAUCCUUUUCUGCCUUGGAACCCUUCAGGUGUUUGCUUUGCUUCUAAGGCCAAAAACUGAUCACAAGUACAGAUUUUACUGGAACAUCUACCACCACUUGGUUGGAUACAGUGUGAUCACCCUUAGCAUCAUCAACAUAUUCAAAGGUUUCGCAAUUUUGAACCCUGCUGAGAAGUGGAAGAACGCAUACAUUGGUGUCAUUGCUGCUCUGGCCUUCAAUGCUGUCUGGUUGGAAGGUUAUACAUGGUAUAUUGUCGUGAAAAGGAAAAGGUCAGAGAAUGAUGGAAAGAUGCCUCGUGGCAUGAACGGAUCAAAUGGGACUAAUGGAUAUGGUGCUAGACAGCACCAAGGGGUGUAA
Messenger RNA from Dovyalis caffra, 1305 nucleotides. The record is from the annotation of a GenBank genome assembly. NCBI's taxonomy places the organism in Eukaryota, Viridiplantae, Streptophyta, Magnoliopsida, Malpighiales, Salicaceae.